GCUAUGAAACGUUUUUCGUCAAACGCAUUGAUAACAUUGUACUCGGAACAUAAACACUUAAAAUAGAAACUAACUAGAACUUUUAUGUACACACUUCAUUAUUGCUUUUUCCAGAACUGUUACAACAACUUCGAUACAUGAAAUAAUGGUUGGGCUUUGUUUAGUUUUAGACGAACUAUGUUAUAUAACUCAUAGUGACUUUGAUACGCAAGUAACUUACAGAUUUUUAAAUUAAGUGGAUUGCGUGCGGUCUGUUUUUAAGGAGUUUUCUAUAGGGAAUAUUUAAGAAAAAAAAGGUUUUAAUAAAUUUCGACUAUGUCAAUUAAUUAACCGGGUUAUUUGUAUAAAUUACAAGGUAUUUUUUUAAAUUUUAAUUCUUUUUUUCUAUGAGUAAAAGCCAUUUUUGUUCAUUUUAGACCAAAAAGCCAGACAAAAUUUCGACUACAUUCGAAUUUUUUGGCUACUUUACUAUGUUAUGUAGAAAGACGAUUUUCAUUUAAAAAUUUCAGUUUCUUGUCAGACUACCUAAUUAGUAUCAUGCACAAUUUUCAAAUUUAUCAUUUUAAACUUUUUUCUCAUAGCUUUAGUGUGAUUUUUCAAUAUUGUUAUAACAGUUGUUAGUCAUCUUUUUCAAUAAUUUAGUCCACUAAAAAUAGUCCUAACGAUUUCAUCAUUUAAAAAUAUAUUACGUUUUUUUAGAUUUUUCUCCAUUAAUUUUGUUCAUGGUUUAAAAUAGACCGUAAUCCGUAUGAGGUAAAGUGUUUAGGAUCUGGGACAAUAAGCCAAUAAUAUUGUCUGCCCUUUUUUGCACUGUGGAAAAAAUUAAAGCGAUCAUAGUGCUAUAAUAAGUGUAUCGGUAUUUUCGAUUAAAUCACUUGGUGUUCCGUUUUAUUGUAUAGCAGGAGGUCGCAAGAAGUAAAAUGUUAUGAAUGUCCAAUAGCCAAAAUCGAGUCGGUCAACCAUAAGCAAAUGUAUGGCAUGUACUUGCUGCGCAAAGCAGAUCUGGAGCUACAGGGUGAUGUAGAAGAACGACUGCUGUACCACGUGACCAGCCAAACCAACGCAUUGGCAUCGAUGGAUAGCGGUCUGGACUGGCGAAGGACGAAAAGGGCAAAAUUCGGCAAAGGCGUUUCGUUCAGUGACGAUGCGAAUUAUGCCAACUUUUAUGCGGACAACAGAGGACCAGACAGCCGUGCCAUCCUGGUGUGCUCUGUGUUGAUAGGCCGGUCGCAUCGGCUGCCACCUUUGAGGAACAAAAACGCCGUACACAACAUCAAGUGCCCGCCGGCCGGAUGCGACACGACGGUGAGCUCUUCGAAACGGGUGUACGUUAAGUACAACGACUUCGAGUUCUAUCCCAAGUACAUAGUGUACUACGUGAAGCCGGAUCUGAACCAAAGUAGGCUGUUGAAGGAACAAAGGCACAACGCGCAAGUCCGGCAAAUUUCGGCGACGGAAUUCCGAAAACCGACCACAUCGGCUCCGGUCGUUCGCACGCAUUCGGUUUACCACAUCAAGGCCCAACCUGUCCUGCCCUCGAGCGCACACACCGCCUAUCCACAAAAUAUGUCUACCGGCCAUCGAAACACAGUGACCACCCCUAUCUACAGGGACACGGAGCAUCACGUGCCGUUCUACACACGGACCGUCGUACGUCCGACGCCUCCCGAACGUCCUCCGUUAAACAACAACUCGUGUUUUAUACUUUGAAAUGGACAAGUCAAAAUUGUUUUCUUAAACAAGAGGCGCUCAGAAGCCAAACCGAUUAACUCCCUAAAAAUGCAAUUUUUUAGCACAGGCAGUUAAAGUUAUUUGAAACAAUGCAUUUGUAAGCACAGUUGCCAAUUUUCUCAGCGCACUCUAGUGGUGAAAAAUUAAACUUCGGAGUUAUUUAUCUUGGCCACUGAAAAUUAUACACUUUUUUAAUCCGACCAUGCUACUAUUCGCAAUUUGAAAAAAAGUGGACUUGAUCGAUUUGGCAUCCGAGCGCCUCAAAUAUCGUACGAACCGGAGAUGGAUAGGCUGAAUGUUUGUUGCAAGGAAAACUUAUAAAAAGGGCCUAAAGCUAAUUAUGAGUACCAGGGACCGACUCGUGGAAAACUUGACUCCGCGCAUUAAUUUUUAUUGCCAUGCGCAAAAUGUAUCCAUUUUUCUUAUUUUUAUUAUGCACGUUAAUACUUUUUUUAAAAAUUAAACUAAAAUUUUAAAAUACAUUUUUUUUUAUUGAACCUUAUAAAAUGUAGAUAAUCGAUUAAAAAUAAUUAUACAAAUUGUAAAUCCUUAGUAAAUAUAAGUAUCAAUUUUCGUGAAUAAUACGAUAAAAAUUCAUAGAUUAGCUAUUUUUUCGUUUCUCUUUAUGUUUUUGAACCAAAGGAAAUUUUUAAAAUUAUUAUUAAUUAGUUAUUAGUAAGUAUUAAAAUUAGCCAAGGGUUCUUGAGUAUAUUGUUUUCAUGUGUUGAUUAGCGAACACUGUAUAAUAAAAUAAUAUAAAAAAAGCCUUCCAGAGUUUGCCUGUCCGCCUAUGAUACAAAUGACAACCGUUUUAAAAACAUAUUAUACUAUAAUAUUUAAUUUCUUUGAUGUGAUUUUUAUACUAUUCUCAUAUAUUUUUAUACUUUGCUUAUAUAUCAUAAGUCAUAACUCAUAACGACAUAUAAUGCAACACCGUCUCCGGUUACAGGGAUAUCACCUAGUAACUGUAUAUUUACAUAUAAGGUAAGAACGAUGGCAAGUUCGUUAAAUCCAAAGAAAAGUAUAAUAGGUUGUGAAAAAAAGAAAAGAGUAGUAUUCGAUUUAAAGAAAAUAAAUAAUGACCCCAGAAAUGAAAAGUGUAUAAUAUAGAAAUCAUUUGAAAGAACAAGUAAAUUGGUUAGCAGCAAAGAUUCUUAAGUAUAUUAGUAGGUUGGUAUAUUUGAUAAACUUAAAUGGAAAUAUUAGAGUAGAUCAUGAAAUUCAAUUGAGAUAUCCUAGGGCUAAAGAUGUCAUGGGUAUUAAUUAUUGAACAAAAGUUACCUGUUAAAAUAGAAAAAGGAAACAAAAAGAGGGAACAGAGGACAGAUUAGAGGUUAAACGAUCAGAGAGAAAAAGAAAAAAACCAAAACAAUUUAUGGUAGAUUAAGAAUUAUUGUAUUUAUAUUUUGGAUCGUUGUAUUAAUUAUGCAUGUAAAUAUGUAUUUUAUUAUUAUGUUUUGUUUUGGAUUACAAAAUAUUAUAAAUAUUUGAAUCCAUAUCAGGUCUGUAGGUUCAUUAGGACCAACGGUGACAAAUCACUUCCAGUUAGAUGGUGAAAUGGUUUUUUUUUUUAUAACAUUAAUGUAAUUAUUUCCACUGUUAUUUACUGUCCAUCUAUGUUAUUGCGACUACCAUAUUUGUAUUAUUCAAAAACCACAAAAAAAUUCUAAAUUUAGUACGAAGCUAAGAUUUUAAAAAGACUAAAUCAAUAAACGUUAAAUAAAUUGCAACUGUACAGUUUCAAAACGAAGCAUUUUUCCACAAGCAUUAAGCAUAGUUAUAAUAAAACAUAUUACAUAAUAUCUGGUUCACAUCACAAAU
This is a messenger RNA of Adelges cooleyi (spruce gall adelgid), 3552 nucleotides long. Its product is annotated as protein mono-ADP-ribosyltransferase PARP12-like. The coding region runs from base 970 to 1710 and encodes 246 amino acids. NCBI's taxonomy places the organism in Eukaryota, Metazoa, Arthropoda, Insecta, Hemiptera, Adelgidae. The transcript has 3 exons. Gene Ontology annotation, molecular function: NAD+ poly-ADP-ribosyltransferase activity. The record is from RefSeq and is a predicted model, not a curated record.